GAGCGGGGAUGAUUGACAGCGGGGCCCGGCCCGGGAGACACGUUGUCUGCGGGGGACGGUCAGGCCACGCUGAGUCUCCUGAGUCCGGAACCAAGGAAGCCGGGUAGAGGCCAAGACUCUGGAACUCACUUCCAGCGCACCAGUUCAGAACGGAGCCGGUGGUGGUGGUUUUGCUGCUCCCUCUCCCCGCCACAAAUGCUGUCCAAGUCGGUGAUCAUGGAUUACUUUGCCCAGCCAGGCUCGCUCAGCCUGCUAGCUGGGGUUGCGUGUGGCAUGUGCUUGGGCUGGGGUCUCGGCGUUUGCUUGGGGACCAGAGCCCCGAGCCCUGCCAACAAGACGCGCCCGGAGACCCCGACCGAAGCAAACGUCAUGGGGGAGAGCGGGGAAUUUAAGAUGAUCCUCGUGGUCCGCAACGACCUGAAGAUGGGCAAGGGGAAGGCGGCCGCCCAGUGCGCUCACGCGGCCGUCUCCGCCUACAAGCAACUCCAGAGGAGAAACCCUGAGUUGCUGAAAGAGUGGGAAUAUUGCGGCCAGCCCAAAGUGGUGGUCAGGGCCCCGGACGAGGAGACGCUGGCUGAACUAUUAACUCACGCCAAACUGCUGGGGCUGACUGUGAGUUUAAUCCAGGACGCGGGCCGUACUCAAAUAGAACCGGGAUCCAGGACUGUCCUGGGAAUUGGCCCGGGCCCCGCAGACUUGAUCGACAAAGUAACUGGUCACUUAAAGCUUUACUGAGCUGCAUUUUUGACGGCGGUGAUAAUUCACGGGUGUGGGGGUGGGUCACCUCUGUAAUAGUCUAACAAUAAAAGCCGCACUGCUUCUUUCUCUUACCCAA
Molecule: messenger RNA, 835 nt
Organism: Tachyglossus aculeatus (Australian echidna)
Lineage: Eukaryota; Metazoa; Chordata; Mammalia; Monotremata; Tachyglossidae
Gene: PTRH2
Product: peptidyl-tRNA hydrolase 2
Exons: 3
Coding region: 196-735 (179 amino acids)
Biological process (GO): positive regulation of anoikis; negative regulation of anoikis
Cellular component (GO): mitochondrion; cytosol
Molecular function (GO): peptidyl-tRNA hydrolase activity
Source: RefSeq, a predicted model, not a curated record